GGCUCAGCAGCAGCCCACGAGAAAGCGCCGAGUCCCGCUGUGUUGUUCCAGGGCUGGGCGCUGCUGGCAGCUCUUCUCCUCGCUGGGCUGGGGCACCCCGUAGCAGAAGCCUUCAAGGUGAACAGGCGCCCGGUGCGGACUCGAACCUGCGCCGACCGGCCGGAGGAGCUGCUGGAGCAGCUGUACGGGCGGCUCAGCGCGGGAAUGCUCAGCGCCUUCCACCACACGCUGCAGCUGGAGCCGCUGGAGAAAGACCAGAAUGUCAGCUGCCCGGCAGGGGGCAGAGCAGCCAGCGAGAAAAAGUACCGCCUCCCUAUCAACCUGCACAGCGUCUCCCCCUGGGCCUACAGAAUUUCCUAUGACCCCACAAGGUAUCCCAAAUACAUGCCUGAGGCAUACUGUCUGUGCAAGGGCUGUCUCACUGGGAUUUAUGGCGAGGAGAAUUUCCACUUCCGCAGCACUCCAGUGUACAUGCCAACUGUCAUCUUACGACGCACUUCAGCAUGUGCUGGGGGUCGCUACGUGUACACAGAGGAUUACGUCACUAUUCCCGUGGGUUGCACUUGUGUACCUGAGCAGGAAAAAGAGACAGACAGUGUCAAUUCCAGCAUAGAUAAGCAAGAAAUGAAGUUGCUGGUAAACCAGAAUGACAAGCCAGCAUCUGAAUGAGACGCCUUGAAGGAACCCUGGGUACAACAUUGGCUUCAAGUUAAUAUUUUGCUGACUCAAGUGAUGAUACAGCAAUAGGGAAAAAUCAUUUUGUCUUUGUAGCUACCCGUUGCAGUUAUAAGGGGUGGCUGGGCUCAGUAGAUUGCUACUCAGCCAUGCAGACAAGAUGCAGGAAGCAAGAAGGAUCUUUUCAAAGUUCAGCUUCUUUGUUUUAUUUAGAGUUAAACAAAAUUUAAUCUAUCCUUGCUUAUGUUGGGUGAAUUUUAUAAGGGGCUGUAACCAUGCAAAAUGCCAGCUACUUUUAUAACAAACUACUUUACAAUCAUCGUAUAGGCUGCCUUUUGAUAAUUCUAUGUAAAAGUCACUUACCUGCAGCAUGUGUACCAUUGUGUUAGAAGUAGAAAGGAAGCCAGUAAUUCUGAUUGCUGGGGUCCUCCUGUUACCUUGCAGACUUUAAAACUCCCAGUAAGAUUCUUGGCUGCUACAACCUUAGCUAUUUAGAGUCUACACAAUGGGAACCUUUUCCACUUAAUGCUUUUCAGCUGUGUUGAAUUGUUACAAAUCACCCAGACAAUACUCCAAAAAAGGAGACACCCUCUUUACUGUCAUUGUUAAAUUCUUCACACAGCUACAAGCAACAGACUUGCAGAUGAAACAUUAGCUAGAAUGUUACAAACCUGUAAUAGUAACUUUUCUUAUAUGGUUUAAAUCUUUCUACUAGUAAAAGGAGACAAAUAUAAUAAAGAGACUGAUGCUGGGACACAAGUAUUCCCUCUUCUGCUCUUUACUGUUAGACAUGACAGCUGUAUCCUUUAAAGCUGCAAGCCUUGUCAUGUUGACCAUGAAGCCCACUGAGAGAAAUUCAAUAGGAAAGAAAGCAAAGGCAAUUCAGAUAUGUGUACAACUUGUGUUAUUGUCUUUCGUGUGCAUGAUCAGUAAUGGGAUAACAGCCUAGGAAAGAUCUGUGGUUCUGCAGUCAGGGGCACUGGAAGAAUUUGUAUAGUAUGGGUGGGAGCAUGCUGAGAGCCAUUAAAUACAAGUAUACACCCUUUAUAUAACGGAAACCAAUUCAGGGCAGGGGAUGGGGCAGCACCUCUAGUUUCAGCACCUACGUAUGCGGCAGCAUUUGGUGUAAUAUCCCCAUAAGGCAACAGCCAGUGGAAAGCAGUAAGAGCUCAUGUUCUUGCAGAGGUCUGAGGUUCUAGUCAGUAGAACUUAUCGUGGUACCCACAUGCUGUUAAUGCAUCCUAGCCAUCUGAAAGACGGCAUUUCUCCCUCUCCAGACAGCCACAAGAGGCCAAGAUUCCACUAAGUGAAUUCUGUAGCACAGAUACUCGCUGGGCACCCACAGCCUCCCAAGGAAACUGUACUCUCCAGCAACACCAGUUCUCUCGCCCAAGACAGUAAGACACAGCUUUUUCAGCGGGAGGCUCCUGAUAAUGCAGAUAAUGUGUUUGUACAGUAAUAUGUUUGCUGCUUCAAUAUCCUCAGAAUUAUGCUUGAUCCAUGCACGUGUUCUUUGUAUUAGACAAAAUUACCAAUGCCUCCUGGAAAGCAAGACGCUGCCCAAACCAACAUUUAUUUUCCUGAAUCUCCACAGCACAUAGGGGGAGUUGUGAGGACUAGGAAAACCCAUGAGCAAAGCAGAAAUUAACAAGCUGAAUAAGAAGCAAAGUAAAAAUCAGUCACACUACACUAGGUGUCUCUGGUAGUGUGUAGUGAUAAAGAUUCAGAUUUUGUCACUGGUAUAUUAAUAAAAGUCAUGGACAGGUCACAGGCAAAAAAGAUGGAACCAGGAAACCCACAAGCUGUCUUUGACUUUUACUUAAAAUACCUGGGGAAGACAGGGUAUGUCUAGACUACAUGGCUCUGUCGCCAGAACCAUGUAGAUUAGUUUACUAGACGUAC
Pelodiscus sinensis (Chinese soft-shelled turtle) is the source of this 2577-nucleotide messenger RNA. The record is from RefSeq and is a predicted model, not a curated record. Lineage: Eukaryota; Metazoa; Chordata; Testudines; Trionychidae.